GUAAAAAGAAAUCAAUUGACUUAGCUUCGAAUAGUUUUUCAUCCAUUUAACUAGUUUAAUCUUAAAAAAUACUUUUUUCUCUAGAAUACGUGCAUGUUUUUAAAGAUGUGAAAAUGAAUUAAAAGCAGUUUUCCACUAAAAGAACUAGUUGAGUUUGAAAUCGAGAUCAUUCGAAAAGAAAAAUUAGUUUUUUGUUCAAAAUCUAGUGAAAUAACAAAUUAUUCGUUAUGGAAAAUGCUCCAGAGUGUAGAAUAUGUAGAACUGAAGCAACAGCAGACCGUCCUCUGUUCUUUCCAUGCAUUUGCACUGGUAGCAUAAAAUAUAUACAUCAGGAGUGUUUAACACAAUGGAUGAGAUAUUCGAGAAAAGAAUAUUGCGAGUUAUGUGGACACAAAUUCUCGUUCACGCCAAUUUAUUCACCAGAUAUGCCAAGAGUUCUACCUCUACGAGUUGUUGCUGGUGGACUCGUUUCUUCAAUAGCUACUGCUGUUAAAUAUUGGCUUCAUUACACGCUUGUUGCUGUCGCAUGGCUGGGGAUUGUCCCACUCACUGCUUAUCGCACAUAUCGUUUUUUCUUCUCGGGAUCACUUGAUAUGCUUGUUUCUCUUCCAUUUGAGAUGUUUUCAACAGAAAAUCUUGCUGCAGAUGUUUUUCGUGGUUGUUUUGUUGUGACGUGCACACUUUUUGCUUUCAUUGGACUUGUAUGGCUUCGUGAACAGAUUCUUCAUGGUGGUGGUCCUGACUGGCUUGAAAGAGACGAAGGAAAUAAUGUUAAUGAAGAGAUUCCACGUCCAGCUCCACCCCCACAAGCAGAUAAUCUUCAAGAACCACUCGAUGAAGAUCCAAACGGCAACAACAAUGAUGAAAACUUCAAUAACAAUAACAACAACAACGUUCUGGAUGCAAAUCUUGCAUUCCCAGCAGCUCAAGAUAACGGCAUUGAGCCAAUGAUUGGUCCACAAUUACCACCACCAAAUCAAGAAAUUCCACAAAACAAUCCAAUAAAUAAUGCGGAACCUCCAAUUGCUGACAACGACGAAGAAGCUGAACCAGGAAUUGAAGCUGACAAUGUAAAUAACGACGAUGGAAAUGAAGGAAUUUGGAAUCCAAUGGAAUUCAAUAAUAAUGGCGCUGAAUUAGAACUGACAUGGGAAAGACUUCUUGGUCUUGAUGGAUCGAUGGUGUUCUUAGAGCACGUCUUUUGGGUCGUUUCACUCGACACACUUUUCAUCUUUAUUUUCGCUUUCAUCCCAUACACAAUUGGCAAUUGUUUCAUUUCGUUUCUGGGUAUUAAACAACUUCAUUUUCAUGGACUUGUGACGACACUUACUGGCUAUUGCAUAGUUGGUGUUGCGCUUGUAAAACUCCACACAAUUUCGAAGCUUCUUAAGUUGAGACGACCACGAAGGAUUCUUGGAUUAUGUUACAUCGUCGUGAAGGUUUCGUUACUCUCAGUUGUUGAAAUCGGCGUCCUUCCACUCAUCUGUGGCUGGUGGUUGGACUUGUGCAGUUUACCAAUGUUUGAUGCUUCACUAAAAGAUCGCAAAGCGAGCUUCAAAUCAGCACCAGGAACUUCACUUUUCAUUCAUUGGAUGUUUGGAAUGGUUUACGUUUAUUAUUUCGCAUCGUUCAUUGUGCUGUUGAGAGAAGUUUUACGACCAGGCGUCUUAUGGUUUCUACGCAACUUAAAUGAUCCCGACUUUUCACCAAUUCAAGAAAUGAUUCAUUUAUCAAUUUUACGACACAUUCGUCGACUGAUUGCAUCGGCAAUAAUAUUCGGAACUGCUGUUUUGUUGAUGCUUUGGCUUCCGAUAAAGAUUCUUAAAGUUCUUUGGCCAGCGUUUCUACCCUACACACUGUCAGGUGAUUCAGAAGUAAAUGAGCUAAGCUUACAACUGCUGCUUCUUCAAAUCAUUCUUCCGGGCUUCUUCGAACAAUCACAGACGAGAAUUUGGCUGAAGGGAUUAGUAAAAGUUUGGUGUAGUGCAAUUGCGUGGGUGUUGGGAAUAAAAAGUUAUUUACUUGGAACUGAGCCACGUCCCAAUGACGAUGAGCCGAGAGCUCAAGAACAACAAGGGAUUGGUGGUGGUGGAUUAGCUGCAGCUCAUCAAGCACUUCUCCAACGAGACGUCCCUGUUGGUUAUCAACCUUUCGAUCGUCCAUCAUUCUUCCCCAUCAGACUCUUCGGACUUUUAGUCUUCAUGUGCAUAAGUCUCGUAAUUGGAAGCUUACUUACAUUGACAGUUCCCGUAUGGAUUGGUCGUCAUGGAAUGAUGGUGUGGUCGAUGAGUACGGGAUUAGCAUCGGGAAAAGUUGUCAAUACGGAUGAUCUGAAUAUUGGUGGGAACAUUGUCGAUGCUUUAGACAUAAACAAAUCAACGCCGGCGACUGUUCCCACAUCAAAACCACAUGAGCUUUACACAGCUGCCAUUGGCAUUUAUCUUUGUUGGUUGAUAUCGAAAGGAAUCGCUUUGGCUGUUAAUCUUUUCCCUCAAGGACGAACAGCGAUAGUUGAGAAGUUCAAACAUUGGUGUUCAGUCGCUGUUUCAUAUGGCCUUGCUGCUGUAAUCUUCGUGCUUAUGCUUGGAGUUGUUCCAUUGAUGUUUGGACUUCUACUUGAGCUUGUUAUUGUCGUGCCAUUAAGAGUUCCAUUAAAUCAAACUCCGGUGCUCUUUUUGUGGCAAGAUUGGGCUCUUGGAGUGCUCUACACGAAAAUUGCCUGUGCUCUUAUCUUCAUGGGUCCUGAAUGGGGAUUGAAGCGUGCAAUUGAACAAGCAUAUCAUGAUGGACUACGAGAGAUGGACUUAAAAUUCAUUAUCCGAGAAUUGGCAACGCCUGUGAUUUCGUGCUUUGGAUUGUCAUUAGCUGUUCCAUAUGUCAUUGCACAUUCAAUAAUGCCAAUGUUCUUUAAGAAUCAAAUGACGAGAGUUCUUAUCGCUAGGAGAAUUUAUCCUUUCUUUCUCAUUAUUAUCAUCUUAUGUGGAAUUAUUGUGUUUCAAAUCAAACAGUUUAAGAAGCUUUAUGUGGCGAUAAAGAACGAUAAAUAUCUGGUUGGAAAGAGACUUGUAAAUUACGAUCAUCAACGACAAAAAUUGCUUCAGCAACAGCAACAAUCACAAGAAGUCACCCAGCAAUAAAGAAAUGAUAAUGAGUAGUAGAAGCUGUGAUUGCGUAGGCGUAAUUUCAUGUAAAAUGAAUGCGAUGUUGUUUUCUAUCAAAAAAAGGAUAUUGAAAUGAUUUUUAGUUUAUUUUUUGUGGAUUUCUUGUAAAAAUUUGGAUUCUUACACAUUUUUUUUGUUUUUAAAUUGAUUGAAAUUAAGGGUAAAAUAUCGGAUUUUGAAAGGGUUUUAUCUGCUUUGGAAAAUUGACCUUAAGGUUGAAGGUUUAAGGCUAAUAUUUGCAAAACAUUGACUUUCUGAUUUCGGUAUUUAACUCUCCCGUUUUUGGCUGUAUAGAAUGAAUGUUUAAAAGUUUAAUAUUGUAUAAAAGCAAAGUACGAAUCUAACUUAAGUUUAAUUAAGCAAUAUUAUUUCAAUGUAGCAUGAACAUUUCUAACUUCUUUUCUAUCCAACCAAAUACGGUGAAACUUUUAUGGGAAAAAAUUAAAACCAAGGAGCUUGUCCAAUAUUUAAAUUGACCUAAUUCAUCAAAAUAUUUAUGAAUUUAAAACAGAAACAACAUAAAAAAUGUUAAAAUAUUGAUGAAAAAAGAGAGAAAGAUGUAUAAAAUAUUGAUUGAUGCAUAUAUUUAAUUAAGUUCUGAAGUAGAAUUAAUUAAAACUUUGUAAAUGCUUAAACAAAUUAAUAUUUUCCCUUUUCCAAACAUCCCAGAUAAUCUUAAUACGAAAAACUAUUUGAAGAAUAAAAAAUAAGAAAAUUCAUCAUUUGGACGAUGGAGAUUUACAUUUAUUGAAUACUUCAUAGCUUGAUAUUUCCGGACGGAUAUUCUCAAGAAAAUCUACUUAUGAAGAGGAAAUUUGUUUUUGUUUUAUUUAUUCCGAAGAAAUAAAAAAAAAGGAUAAGAAAUUAAGAAAAAUUCA
Clunio marinus is the source of this 4039-nucleotide messenger RNA. Lineage: Eukaryota; Metazoa; Arthropoda; Insecta; Diptera; Chironomidae. The record is from the annotation of a GenBank genome assembly.